AAAAAAAUGCACUUGGUCAUAUAUUUAAUGCUUAUCCAUCGCCGACAUUAAUUCAUCUUGAUAAUCAAUUAGCAAUUGAUAUAACAUGGUUAAUAGAAAGUACGAGGAUGGAAGAAACAAUCUUAACAUUUGUUAUGGAUGUAUUUUAUAAAGAUGAUUCUAAAUCAUCCUAUACAUGGUCAUUAAAAGUUCUUGUUAUACAACCGAAACGUACAAUAGAUAGUGUGUUUAUGAUGAUAUUACCAUUUUUAAUAGUAUUUAUUUCAAUACAAAUGGGUAUAUUACUUGAUACAAAACUUUUAAUUGGUCUUGUUAAAAAACCUAAACCAGUUAUAGUUGGUUUUCUUUCACAAUAUGGUCUAAUGCCAUUUUUAGCAAUGGGUAUAGCAAAAGUUUUUAAAUAUACACCGUUAUAUAGUCUUGCUCUAUUUGUUAUUGGAUGUUGUCCAGGUAGUGGUGCUUCCAACCAAUGGACACUUUUGUUCGAUGGUGAUGUUAAUUUAUCAGCUGUAAUGUCAUUUGUAUCAACUGCUACAUCUUUUGUUAUGAUGCCACUCUACUUCUAUACAUUAGGACGUAUUUAUACGGAUGAAUUACAUAUACGUGUACCAUUUUUAGGUCUUGUACGAUCAUUGGCACUUGUUGUUAUACCAUACAGUGUUGGUAUUGUUAUUAGUCAUUAUUCACCAAAGACGCGUAAAAUUGUUGAAUCUCUUGUUAAGCCACUGAUGUUAUUUCUUCUAAUAUUUUUUCUUGUUUUUGGUACAAUUGUUAAUUGGUAUUUACUUACAAUGAUUGAUUUAUAUACAGCAUUAACAGCACCAUUAUUACCUUAUUUAGGAUUUUUACUUGGUGCUUUUUUUGCAUGGAUAUGUCGACUUGAUUGGAUUCAUAUUAAAACCGUUGGUAUUGAAGCUGGAAUACAAAAUACUGGUAUUGCAUUCAUGAUUAUAUUAUAUUCAUUUCCACAACCUUAUGCAACACAAGCAAUUGUUGUUCCACUUGUCGUAGCUUUCUUAACAACAAAACCAUUCUGGCUUGUUUAUGUUAUUCGAAGUCAAAUAAUUAAAUAUAAAAAAAGAAAAGAAUUAGAGAAUAGUAAGGAGAAACCAAUUUUAAACAAUGAAAUAAAUAAUACAAAAGAAGACGCUGCCAAAAUGAUGCAAACAUUAUAA
Messenger RNA from Adineta steineri, 1175 nucleotides. The record is from the annotation of a GenBank genome assembly. NCBI's taxonomy places the organism in Eukaryota, Metazoa, Rotifera, Eurotatoria, Adinetida, Adinetidae.